Schistocerca gregaria is the source of this 1335-nucleotide messenger RNA. Its product is annotated as speckle-type POZ protein-like. Gene Ontology annotation, cellular component: cytoplasm; nucleus. Lineage: Eukaryota; Metazoa; Arthropoda; Insecta; Orthoptera; Acrididae. The transcript has 6 exons. The record is from RefSeq and is a predicted model, not a curated record. Gene Ontology annotation, biological process: regulation of proteolysis; proteasome-mediated ubiquitin-dependent protein catabolic process. Bases 51 to 1073 code for a protein of 340 amino acids. Gene Ontology annotation, molecular function: ubiquitin protein ligase binding.
GGCUCCGCAGCGCCAGUUGUUAGAGAGAGGAGCAGCUGUGAGGUGGAACCAUGUGUGUGUCGCCAGGUCAGCGCAAGGCGAGAAGUGUCGGCUCCAGGAGGGCGCUGACUGCUGCUGCUGCCAUUGCCGUGGCGCUGCUGUCUCUCUGGCUGUACCAGCCGGAGGAACAGGUUCACGUCCCGGAGUGGAUACGUCGGGGCGAGGGCUCCGGUGGGACUCGAAAUUACCACAAACAACCCGAUGUUCCAGCUCCAAAGGGCGUGCAAGGGAAUCUUGCUGAAGAGCGAAGGCGCCCUCGCCGCCCUGUACGUCAACGAAAACCACCAGCAGGUGUCGGCGGCGACGGACUCUGUGGUGAAGGAGGCUGCCCGGCUGAUUCGGAGGCGGGCAGCGGCGACUCUGGCGGCCCGGGCGCAGCGGCCGGCGCCGCCCUGGUGCUGGGGGUGCAGGCGCUCUGCCUGCUGCUCUGCAAGUGCGCGUCUCGUCGCCACGGCUCAGCCAACACAUCUGCAAGCGGGCACCAGAGGACCCUGGCAGCAGACCUGGGCGCGCUCCUGCGCUCUGGACACUCUGCAGACGUCACCUUCUCAAUAGGGGAGAGCCAGCUGAGGGCACACAGGGCUGUCCUGGUGGCCAGGAGCCCCGUGUUCGCUGCCAUGAUGGCCCACGACUGCCUGGAAGCCAGCAGUGGCCACAUCCCCGUCGCAGACAUCGAAGCGGACGUGCUCUGCCAGCUGCUGACGUUCUUGUACACGGACGAGAUUCAGCUGGACGAUCCCCUGAUGGCCCAGAAACUUCUGGCGGCCGCCGCCAAGUACCAGGUGCCCAUCUUGAAGGAACAGUGUGAGCUCGUCAUCUCCCAAAACCUCUGUGUGAGAAAUGCAGUGGCCUGUGCUGUCCUCGCCAUUGAGCAUUCCUGCUCCCGCCUGGAAGAGUCCGCCGCACACUUCAUCGCUGCCCACUACCGGGAGGUGAUGGCCACAGAGGAGUGGGCCGAGGCUGUCCACAGGUACCCGGACCACGUGGUGGAACUCAGUCGCCUGGUUGCAGCGGCUUCCCUGGAAUCCAGGUAACUUCAGCUGAAGGAUUUUCAUUUCUACGUUCACGGGCCAGUGAACAUCAACGGGACCAUUGUUGUUAUCACCAGUUUCCACCAGGUGUUCCCACCAACAAUAUGGCUGUCAGCCUGCCAACUGGUUUGAUGGACUCACCAUGGCUUCGCCACUGAAUUCAAGCUCUACAUCUCAGAGACGCGCCUGUACUUUUGGCUUAAUGUAUAUAACUGUUUUUGGUGAAUUGUACCGUGCAUGACAUUACAUAUUGUAGCAAGAUCUC